Columba livia (rock pigeon) is the source of this 6764-nucleotide messenger RNA. It is a transcript of the gene ZDHHC20, whose product is annotated as zinc finger DHHC-type palmitoyltransferase 20. NCBI's taxonomy places the organism in Eukaryota, Metazoa, Chordata, Aves, Columbiformes, Columbidae. The record is from RefSeq and is a predicted model, not a curated record. The transcript is spliced from 14 exons. Gene Ontology annotation, molecular function: palmitoyltransferase activity. Bases 127 to 1293 code for a protein of 388 amino acids.
CUGCGGCCCGCCCAGGGCCUGACCGCCCGCCCGCCCGGGGCCGGCUUCGCAGCGGCGGCCGUAGCUGCAGCCGCCGCCCGUUGCAGCGCCGGCGCCGAUGCCUCCUGCGGCGGCCCGGCAGGGAAGAUGGCGCCGUCCCACGUCCUCAAGUGUUGCCAGAAGGUGCUGGCCUGGGUGCCCGUGGCCUUCAUCGCCCUGGUCGUGGCCUGGUCCUACUACGCCUACGUGGUGGAGCUCUGUGUGUUUACUAUUUCUUCAACUGCAGAAAAAGAGCUGUUGGAAGCUCCCGAACCAUCCAUGCAGCAUGUUGUACAGCUUCCUAAAGGACUCUCUUCAUGUGCACGGGAAAUUGUCUACCUUGUGGUUUUUCAUCUGUCAUUUGUCAUGUUUGUAUGGUCCUAUUGGAAGACAAUUUUCACAUCUCCUGCAUCCCCCUCUAAGGAGUUCUGCUUGUCAAAAGCUGACAAGGAACAGUAUGAAAAAGAAGAGAGACCAGAAUCCCAGCAGGAGAUUUUGAGAAGAGCUGCUAAAGACUUGCCUAUCUAUACGACAACAGCAUCGAGAGCAAUCAGAUACUGUGAUCGAUGCCAGCUGAUCAAACCUGACCGCUGCCACCACUGCUCUGCAUGUGACAUAUGCGUAUUAAAAAUGGACCACCACUGUCCAUGGGUGAAUAAUUGUGUGGGAUUUUCUAACUACAAAUUCUUCCUCCUGUUUUUAAUGUAUUCCUUACUGUACUGUCUGUUUGUUGCUGCUACAGUCUUGCAGUACUUCAUAAAGUUUUGGACAAACGAAUUGCCAGAUACCCAUGCAAAAUUCCAUGUGCUGUUCCUUUUCUUUGUGGCAGCCAUGUUCUUCAUCAGCAUACUGUCGCUCUUCAGCUACCACUGCUGGCUGGUUGGCAAAAACAGAUCAACCAUAGAAACAUUCCGUGCACCCACAUUUCGAAAUGGCCCUGAUAAAAAUGGAUUUUCUCUUGGAUGCAGCAAAAAUCUGAGGGAGGUUUUCGGAGAUGAAAAGAAGUAUUGGCUACUCCCUAUCUUUACCAGUUUGGGUGACGGGUGUAAUUUUCCAACUCGUUUGGUGAUCGUGGAUCCAGAGCAACUUACUGUCUCAAGCCAAAAUGAACCUGCCAAAAGCUCUGGAGCCAAUCAGUCCUUUUCUCCUCGACCACUCAGUGAAUCACAAAAUCGAUUGCUAGCCAGUGACAGUCAGUGGGUGGAAAGUGGCCCAGAAGAGGAAAAUGUUAAAUCAGGUGCAAAAAAGCAUAUUAUAGUUUCAUUGGAAAGCUGAUCUCAGCUGAUUACUAACCAGCCAUCUCAGUGAGAAACAGGUUUCUGCAACACAUUUUGUGCUUGAAUAUUACUUAAUUUUGUUUGGAAGAAGUGAGCAGUUAAAAAAAGGAACAUGAACAUUUUAGAAAGAGACAAGAAAUUCAAGUUUCUGCACAGUACAAUGGAUUCUUGUACGCACUAUUGCAGAGCAGGGAAGUUAAGACAGAUGCCUUAAGAUUCUUAACGUGCAUUUAUGCAACACUGAAUUAUCUACUGCUACCAAAGGGCCAAAUCCUGAAGUGCCCUGCUUGGAUGCACAAGGUCCAGAGUGGGAACUAUGCAUUUCUGUUAAUGCUGCAGUGGUGGGGUAGAUCGCAGGGACUCCUGCCUCCCCACGGGCAAACUUCAUACCUUAGGCACUGCAGAAGUCACUUCAGAGGAAGUAUUCAGGGGAAAGAAAGAAAGAAAGAAAAAAGGAAAAGAGAAAAAUAAAAGGGGGGAGGGGGGGAAGUCAACAUAGAGCAUGGCCAGUGAGUCUGAAGUGCGACGCUACAUGGUUCAAACACCAGGUGAUGGGGAAGAGGACUGGAUGAUAUCUCUUCCCCUCUUAUUAACCAUUCUACACCAUGGUCACAGCCUUCAAAGUCUUUCAGGACUGAGGAUUCCUUCUACUAGCUGUGCUUUGGAGCAAGGCAAUGCCAACAACAUAAAAGCCUUUUAUUUAGGUGUUGCUUUUUUUGCUAUAGGAUUGAGCCCCCUGAUCAUUGUAACUUGAUUUAUUGAACUGUAUCAAGAACAGAAUUCAAGGAAGCAAACUCAUUUUUUUAGUUGAAAAAAACAUUAUUACCUUCCAACAAUUGUCUCUCAGCAUACAAAGAAAAGCCAAUCCAAAAAUGAAUUAACAACUGUUACAUUUUCUGUUAAUGUCUGCAGUGUUUUGUAUGAGGCUGUAACAAAAUGGUAAAGUACCCCUGAGAAAAACCUUGGUGCAGUUGUGUGUUGUUAGGAAAUGGAGCUGGAAGAGUACUGUUUUUUCUAUGGGACUCUGGAUGGUUUAUGAAUGCUGUUUUAUACUUCUGUUUUAUCUUUUUAAUAAAGGCAUAAGUUUUUAUUGGGUCUAAGGUACCAUUUAAACGAAUAUCCAGUACUUAUGAGAAAAUUAGUGUUGGAUCAUACAUGUGUUAACACACUGAAAAUUUGUAUGCUUUAGUCUGCCACUUUCAAGUCUAGUUUAAGUGAUACUGAAAUUGCUAAAGAUUGAGUACUUUGUGCAGUGAUGUACGUGUUCACAAAAGACAAAAUGUGUUUCCUGUGUGAGGAAUGAAGUCUCUCCAAAGCUCAAGACCUACAGCAAACAUUUUUUCCCCCUUCACUGUUCUACAGAGAAGCUGCUGUCUCCUCUUUAGGUGGUAUUGGAGUUUUGCACCUGGAAAAAGUGACAAGUACUAUUUUCCUGUCUGUAACUUUUCUGAUGUUCGGCUGCUGCUGAUUACAAACAGACAUGAGCCCUUUUGGUACAGACUGAAGGCCAUAACGGAGUUGAUGAUCUGAACAAAAAGAACCUGUUUGAUUUCUCUCCCAGACUGAUUGCUACUUAAGUUAAAUAUGUUUAUGAUGAAGAUGAAGGUAUCAAGUAUACUGUAAGGUUUAAAACAAGUAAUUUUUGUCUUGGAAAGAAUAAAUUUUUCUUGGGUAUUAAUCUUCUAGAACAAGAACAUUCUUUGAGAACCUAUGAACAUGAUUUGUUCACUGUUGGAUGUUCUUGAGACAGAAGUAAUGGUCCAAAUUUGCAUGUUUUAUAAAAGUUACAGAGCGUUUCUUCAAACUUUGCAGAAGAAAUUUUGCAUUUGCUAAUUUCAAAACUUAGAAAAACAUUUGCUGCACAUUUGAAAGGUUUAGCUUUUUCUUUUCGAAUGUCAAGUGAGAAGUGCUCAUUUGAAUAUAAGCUCUCAGUAGUACAGCACCAGCAACAUUUCUUGGGGAAGACAACAGCCAGAAGACUGCAGGUGUAAAUGGCUUGUUCUCAAUAACAAAAUUUGCAGCCCCAAACACUGGUGGAACUGUAAUGGAGGGCCUGGGUAUCAUCUGGAUUUUACUGCAUCAGUGUAUUGCAGUUGAGGUAACGCAAGCAUGGUCAUCAUCUAGCAGAACUAUAAGCAAAAUCUGUCUCUCUAAUAUGGGAAAUACCACUGAUUCAGCAAUACAGUCUCUGCUCGUCCCUCCCCCCCAGUGCUCAAUAUACGCCCAUAUGAAAGUAUAACUUUGAUUUCUUAAAUCAGGACAGUUAAUCUACAGGAAAAACUGCAAGUAAACAGACUGUGCUAACUCCAUGUGUGGUCUCGAGCAAGUGCUGGUCGUCUGAAACCAGUUCUUUGUCUAUCUGAUGGACAUUUUUAUGGCUUUUCAUGAAGUGCUGAUGUUUCUGACAUCUUUAUGCAGAUCACGGGUACAUUUUGUCCCAGAUUUUUAUCACAUUUCAGAUGAGAAAAGGAGACCAGUGUGCUUUGACCACUCUUGAGGCCAGAGUUACUGCUGGUGUAAAAGCAGGCAUUACUGAAAAGUCAUUUGCCAAAUAUCAAAUGUAGUAAAAUGAUUCAAAUAUGAGUCUUCCAAAUUCACCAUCCUUGACCCCCCUCCUUCUUUGUUUUUUGUUUUUCUCUUUUUCCCCAGAUAACUGGUUCCUAAGAGAAAGCCCAGACUGAUAGAAAGGAACGGAGUUCUCAAAGGAAAGGGUCGAACAGUGAGUGGGAUGGGGGGCAGGUUUCCACGUCUACAGCAGCAGGAUGUCUCCUGUCUCUCAGAGUUCUGUCCUGACAGCUCCCCGGCCAUAAGCAAGGGCACCCUGUAUCAAAGAGUAGGACAGGCAAAAUGAGGAGAGGGCCAGGAAUGAAAAAGCUGGCAAGGAGAAGCAGCUGUGUGGGUGUUGCAGGCAGCAGUGGGUUUCCCUGUCAGCAGAGGCGGUGGCCUUAGGGCUGCCCCAGGAAAUGGGUCCUGUUGGCCCACGCGCUGAGGAGCUGAGAACUCCCAGUGAACGCAGCGAGAAGAGCAGCCCUGCCUGGUUCAGGAGGCCAGAAGGGAGACUGAUCCUGAGAAAAGAACUGUCGAGGAGGCUGAGUCAUGUUGUACAUGCUGGUUUUGUGCUUUAACCUAUCAGCAACUCUUGAAACCUAGAUUGACACUAAAAAUGAGCCCUUAAGCUUCUAGAUCUAUCAAAAUAAUUACUGUUGCAAGCCAUAAAUAGUAUUGUAGAUGCUGUAGAAUAGUUAACAUUGGCUGCAAUUAGAAACUGUGCUUUAGUAUUUCUUACUGCUGCUUUCUUUUUAAAAAAUCUACAUACACACAAGAGUCAUGUACACAAAAUGACAUUAAACUCCCGAUGUGAGGACAGAAGCCUGAUGCAGGACAAGAUUUCAGUGUGAUUUCUCCUCAAGAUUUCUGAAGUGUCUCGAUAUGAUUAACCUGUCCCUGUGAAGAUGAGGCAGAGAAAUAGAAAAUACUUCAAACUACACAGCUAAUACUGCUUUUAUCUAUCAACUAUUUAUUCUCAGACUCUACAACACACAGAUCAUUGCUGCUCCUGCCAAAGGCAUGUUAUGGGAAGAGGUGUAGGUUUCUGUCGUAACUGUCGUAUCGUAAGCCUUUAAAACUUCCACUUUACAUAUUCAGAGGAUUAUUUUAGAGGAAGUUCGGGCACUUUUAUUUUUAGGAAUUUGAGUAGAAAUUAUGGUAAGAUUUUUCUGUUAAAGCUGCCCCUUGAGUGUGGAAUUCGCAGGUACCAGGGUACUUUUGGUAUGCUAGUCUUAGAAACUGGUCCUGUUCUCCAGAGUGCUAAACACCUGCAGUUUUCAGGUACUGUUUCCUCCCUUGUUGGAUCUUGUGUGGCUCUUCUGUAUUGUAAGUAGCCUCUGGGGUUUGGAGGUUUGUUCUGGUUGUAGCUCACCAGAGCCCCAAGAGGAGGAAAAAAGCAGCGUUUGCAGCAGCAUCAGUGUCUGGCAGAUGGAUCAAGAGAUGCAUUGACUCUGACAUAAAUUAACCAGAUCUACCUAGAUCUGGAGCACUGACUAACUAUAUAAAUUAAAUUUUUUUAAAAAAGUAGUUGAGCUUCACAGUGUACAUUCUCUGAGGACAGCAUCUAAAAUUGUACAUAAGUGUGGGAUUCAGGUAUAUACUUACAGAGGCUCCAAAUAGCAGCUACUUUAACUCAGUGCAGAUCAAGACCUCAUCUCUCACAGUACCUAAAACAGUGAGGUGUGCAACAGCAGUGCAACAUCAGAGGCUCUUCUAUCCUAAAUAGCACCAAAGAGAGCAGCUGCAUCUAAAGUGAUUUGUUAUAAUACUGAAGAUACUUACUACACUCAUUUCUAUCGAUUUCUUUUGUAUAUAUAGACAGCUUUUAUAUGCAUUUUUCUUAAUUACAAAACUGUCAUGAAAUGUAAUGAAGCUGCAAAUUACAGUUAAUUUUAAUGCUGAUUAAAACUGGUGUUUGGCUGUUUGUUUUCUACAGCAAUUACUUGAAUCUCGUUUCCAUUAGGUAGUGAAGUCUGAUAAUGUUUACAGGAUUGCUUUGUUUUUCGGGGGGUUUCCAAUCCUCUGCUCAGCAGUCAGGCAGGUGUGUCGGGGAUGAAGUGCUGGGACCACCAUUAGCACCAAAGCACUAAUGGUGACAGGCAGAUUCCCUUCCCUGUACACAGCUUAGCUGACAACUUACAUGCUUAGCAUGUUCCUAUUUGUCCCAUCCCUUAACCUGUUGCUGUCAGCUUGAUUGUGAGAAACUUAAAUCUUUCUGAAUGGCAAUUUACAAUCAUAAAAAUAUCACCAAAAGAGGCGGCAAUCCUGCUGUUAAAGAUCUGCCUCCUCUCCCCUUUUUAACUUCGAUUAAUUAAACAUCCCUGGGUUAUCUCUGUGAUUAUUUUUGUAUUUUCCAGGAGGGUCAUCAACAUUUGCACUAACCACAAUGUCCCGGCUGUUCUGCUUCCACAUCGUUAUUUUUAAUUGUGCUGCCUAAACUUGUAAUGAGCUGUAUUUAAGUCUGAGGUAAAGUGUAAAAGAUAUAUGUACUGAUGACACAUUUAUUGUAUUUUUUUGUAUGUUACAGAUAGGACCAGUCCUAUGCACAGAGAAAACAUGUUGCCAUUUAUAGUUUAAUACUUGAAGUAACUUUUUUAAAUGGGCUUUUAUAAAUGAAUCAAAUACAAAAUCACAUUGCUUUGCCUGGAAGUUCUUUCAUGUUUUAAUUGUAUUGUGCAAUUUCCCCAUAUGUAUACUUUUCCAUAAAUGUUAUCUUAAGCCAUUUAUAACCAUUGAAAGUGCGUUCAAGAAUUUGUACAUCAGUGUUCAGACCUGUUCGUACUUCUCUGAAGUAUAAUUCAUGUUGAAAUAAAAACGUUGUAUCAUUUUAGGCCUCUUUUCCAAAGUGAUAAAAUAUGAACACUUGAAUUCAUCAGUGAAUGCAACGUCAGCUCAAUAAAAGUAUGUGAAACAAUCUCAAAA